This is a messenger RNA of Quercus lobata, 531 nucleotides long. Its product is annotated as serpin-ZXA-like. Gene Ontology annotation, molecular function: serine-type endopeptidase inhibitor activity. The transcript has 2 exons. The record is from RefSeq and is a predicted model, not a curated record. Lineage: Eukaryota; Viridiplantae; Streptophyta; Magnoliopsida; Fagales; Fagaceae. The coding region runs from base 1 to 531 and encodes 176 amino acids.
AUGACUCAACAUAAAGAUUUUUAUCCCCUUGAUGGAAAACCAAUUCGGGUUCCUUUCAUGAUUGCAGAUACAAAGGAGAAACAUUUUUAUGUAUCUUUCAAAAGCUUUAAGGUUCUUAAGAUUCCAUAUCGAAAAGGACAAGAUAAAAUAAUAUUCUCCAUGUAUGUCAUUCUUCCUAACAAGGAAGAUGGAUUACAAGAUCUAGUUCAAAAUUUUAAUUCCACCCCGGAGUUACUAGGAUUGACAUUACCUUUUGAGAUGAUUGGAGACUUCAAAGGAAUGAUUGAUUCUCUUGAAAGUGAAAAUCUUUUUGUUUCCAAAAUAUUACACGAGUCUUUUAUUGAAGUUAAUGAGGAAGGUACUGAGGUAGCAUCUUUUACUAUUUUUGAUCUUCCUGCAACUUGUUCACAAUAUGAACCUCCUCCACUUCCCAGUUUUAUGACAGACCAUCCGUUCAUAUUCAUUAUUAGAGAAGAGAUAUUUGGGGUUGUGUUCUUCGUUGGAGUUGUACUUAACCCGCUUUAUGGUUAA